This is a messenger RNA of Achroia grisella, 469 nucleotides long. RefSeq lists its product as uncharacterized. Lineage: Eukaryota; Metazoa; Arthropoda; Insecta; Lepidoptera; Pyralidae. The record is from RefSeq and is a predicted model, not a curated record. The transcript has a single exon. Bases 36 to 434 code for a protein of 132 amino acids.
UUGAUCAGUAAGUGACAUCAUUCCGAGGAAGCAAGAUGAACAUAUUUAUUAAAUUAUUUUCUGUGUUAUUGCUUUCACAAUUUGUGGAUAGCAGAGUAGCAUCUGGUGAAAUAUAUAUAGAAACCGAAAGUGAUGAAUUAGCAUCUAUUCCAUGUAUUCUGAGAACGUUGCAAGGAGGAGAUCCGUUUCCAUCAGUGGUUGUGAAAUGGCAAGGUCAAGUGCAAAGGCUGACGUGGAAUCAGGAUAGAAGUAUAAGAUUGGAUGAGAACUACAACCAACCCCAAGUGUCACAUUCCUAUCCGACAGGAGGACUUUCUGGAGGAGGACAGACAGAAGUUACGGAUCCUUUUCAGAACGCACCGGUAGUUCCAGACUCUUACAAGAUUCAAGAUAUUAAAGACUGGUUUAGUAAGCAAUGUAUUCUCCCUUACUAAAUGUUGUAAAAUAUAUAAAAAUAUAUUUCUGUGCU